AUGUUCAGCUCGGCCCUGAAAUCCUUCUCCUCGAAUAUCAAUUCCAAUUAUUCAAUAGCAUCAACACCUAGCUCUACAUCCGGUCCUUGGAAGAUCUACGAUGCGAAGAAGAAGUUCACUGGGAAGGCCGUCUCGGUAUUUGUGUUCGAUCGCAAAUCUCUAGACUCGCAUUCUGGCUCCCUGGGAAGGUCGAGUGCUUCGUCAUUGAAAAGAGCUACGGAGGAGGUGGUGGAGAGGUUGAAGAAGGAGGCUUCGUUGCUGGCUAGGUUGCGGCAUCCAAAUAUCCUGGAAUUGGUUGAGCCGGUGGAAGAUACGAGGAAUGGCGGGUUACAAUUUGCGACUGAGACGGUGACUGCUUCGCUAUCUGGAUUGCUGCUGGAGAAAGACGAGCAGGAGAGGGCUGGUGGUGUAGGAGGGAGGUCGAGUCGAUACGUUACGGAAGAUGGAGAAGGUGGGAGACGGAGAAGGGAAUUGGAAAUCGAUGAGUUGGAAAUACAAAAAGGCUUGGAGCAGAUCAGCAAGGCGUUGGAAUUCUUGCACGAUAAUGCCGGUCUUGUGCAUGGCAACUUGACACCGGACGCCGUUUUUGUGAAUGCAAAGUCCGAUUGGAAGAUUAGUGGACUGAGCUUCUCAAGUCCACCAGAUGGAUCAACCAAACCCAGCUCAGUAAUACCCAUAAGCCUGUCCGAAACCCUGAACCUCGACCCUCGAUUACCUCGCUCUGUACAAAUGAACCUCGACUAUGCCUCUCCUGAUUUCGUGCUGGAUUCGAAUCUGAACAUAGCUGCGGAUAUGUUUUCCCUUGGAUUGUUAAUAAUCGCCCUAUACAACUCACCACAUACUUCACCACUACAGAGUAAUGCGAGUGUCUCGACGUACAAGAGACUGUUUGCAUCGUCUUCGUCAAUACCCUCUGCUAGCAAUGGCUUUCUUUCCUCUCGACCAAUCCCGAAAGAUCUUACCGCCUCAGUGCUUCCCCGUCUGAUAACUAGGAGACCCGCCCAGAGGAUGACGGCAAAGGAGUUCCAGCAAAGUGCAUAUUUCGACAAUAUUUUGAUCUCGACCAUACGUUUUCUGGAUUCAUUACCAGCCAAGACGCCGAAUGAGAAAGCACAAUUCAUGCGGGGACUCUCGAGGGUAUUGCCAUCUUUCCCCAAGUCUGUGCUUGAGAAGAAAGUGCUUCCUGCACUUCUUGAGGAGAUGAAAGAUCGGGAAUUACUAUCUCUGAUCCUGAAGAAUAUCUUUACGAUCGUGGAACUGCUACCUUCAGGACGGAGAGCUUUCGCAGAGAAGAUUAUACCAAGAUUGAACGAGAUCUUCAUCCCUGUCGGUAAUAGCAAAACACCUCCUGAGAGGGAUCCUGCAAAGGAAGCGGGCUUGAUGGUUCUAUUGGAGCAUAUUCGGGCCGUUACGAACAAUUGCUCUGGGAAGGAGUUCAAAGAUAACAUUCUUCCCAUUAUCCAUCUUGCAAUCGAAUCUCCAACACAUACCAUCGUGGACGCCGCACUACGGAGCUUACCAAUCAUCCUUCCAGUCUUGGAUUUCUCUACCAUCAAAAACGAGCUAUUCCCUGUGAUCGCUUCGGUCUUCACCAAAACCAGUAGUCUUGGAAUCAAAGUACGAGGCUUGGAAGCAUUUGUGAUUCUGUGUGGAGGAUCAAAUGACCCGGCAUCAAGCAAUGAUGGCCUCGAUGGUAUCAACAAUUCUAAUGCGAGCAAGAAAAGUUCAUCGACUGCUCUGGACAAAUAUACCAUGCAGGAGAAGAUCGUGCCUCUGAUCAAGGGCAUUAAGACUAAGGAACCAGCCGUCGGGAUUGCCGCACUGAACGUGCUACGCCAGGUGGGAGGUGUUGCAGACGCUGACUUCGUCGCGAUGGAUAUCCUGCCUGUCCUCUGGAGCAUGAGCUUGGGUCCAUUAUUGGAUCUGAAACAAUUUCAACUGUUCAUGGAUCUUAUCAAGAGCCUAUCAGCGCGAGUGGAGGCUGAGCAAACGAAGAAGCUCCAAGAGCUCUCUGGGGCAAACGGUACUCAAACCAAGGCAAAUGAUGACUUCAUGUCUUUUGGUGCCACGAAUGCUUUCAGUACCAACGGCGCAUCAGACGAUCCGGAAAUCGAUUUCGAGCGCCUAGUCAAAGGUAAUGCCGGUCCAGCAUCACCGUCAAAUCCUCUCGACGGUGGUUGGGAUUCUGGACCUGCACUAGCAUCGCCGAGAAAUGUCUCGAACCCAUCAACCACCGCUUCUUUCGCGUGGUCGACCCCGAAUUCUGCGACGACACCGAUGUCAGGAAACUCAAUGACCGUCCCCAUGAGACCUCAGCAGCCCACAUCUCGCACGAUCACCCCAGACUUAUCUCGCUUCGACACCCUGAGCCCAACAACAACACAAUACUCACAACCCCUCCAACCUCAAAACACAUUCAACGCACCAAUGCAACCUCAACAACAAAACUCCUACUCCACUCCUCUUCAACCUCAAACACCCUCUUACCAAGCACCUCAAUCCCAGACAUCCGUCAACUGGGGCGCCGCAGCGUCAAACCCCUGGGCCAGCAACACUACCACCACCUCAAACUCUCUAAAUAACAUGUCCAUCAACCAACAACGACCAGCAGCCACAAACCCCAUGAACGCAUUCUCGCUCCCACCGCCAGGCGGUCACACUCAACAACGUCCACAGAUGGGCAGCGCUUCGAAUUCCUUUUCUUUGCCGCCACCGCCGGGAGCGAAUUCGUAUCAGACAAACUCGAAUGUGGGGGGAUUCAAACCGCCGCCGCAGAGUAAUGCGUUUGGUGCUCCUCCGCAGCAGCAGCAGAUGGGAUUUGGUGCUCAGCCGCAGAGUACGCAGCAGGGACAGAAGAAGUCGGGUUUGGAUGCUUGGGAGAGUUUGCUAUGA
Molecule: messenger RNA, 2892 nt
Organism: Cadophora gregata
Lineage: Eukaryota; Fungi; Ascomycota; Leotiomycetes; Helotiales; Ploettnerulaceae
Exons: 3
Coding region: 1-2892 (963 amino acids)
Biological process (GO): protein phosphorylation
Molecular function (GO): protein kinase activity; ATP binding
Source: RefSeq, a predicted model, not a curated record